This is a messenger RNA of Amaranthus tricolor (Joseph's coat), 3596 nucleotides long. RefSeq names its product disease resistance protein At4g27190-like. The transcript has 2 exons. Lineage: Eukaryota; Viridiplantae; Streptophyta; Magnoliopsida; Caryophyllales; Amaranthaceae. Gene Ontology annotation, molecular function: ADP binding; protein binding. The coding region runs from base 260 to 3079 and encodes 939 amino acids. The record is from RefSeq and is a predicted model, not a curated record.
CAUGAACAUUGAACAAAGAAAAGAUGAGAUCAUGAGAAGGCAUAAAUGGAGGACCCACUUAUGCGGUAGCAAUUUGCAUCGUCUUAUGCGGCGACUAUUUGCCUCGUCUCAUUGGCUUUUCGCCUCAUCUUUCGUGGCUUCAUUACGCCUCUUAGCUUUCACUAUCGAAUCAUAAAGGAAGUCGAGUAAAAGAAGUAACAUCGUAUCAGGGAGCAGAGAGCAGGGAGCAGGGAGCAUCUUUCAUGAGGAACUGAACCACAUGGCUGUCUUAAGCAACUUGAUAACCAAGAGCUUCAACCUUGAAGAUAAAAUGCAAAUAAUCGAAAGAAAGUUUGAUAUUCUGAUUGCCCGUGCAUCUGAUAUCAGUACAGAGUUAGAAAUCGAAGAGCAGCAGUUAGGAAAGAAACGAAGAAGAGAAGUUGAUCAGUGGUUGAGAUAUGUUAAAGUGAAAAAAUUUGAGAUCGUGAGCUUGGGUGAAGAGGUCAAAACGACAAGACUUCUUUUACCAAAUAUGCAACUAAGGAAUCGAAUCGGAAGAAUAUUUGAUGAAAUUGAAGAACUAGAGCAACAGGGCAGAUUUCCUAAAGGGCUAGUGUUGAACGACGUCAGAAACACAAGACUGCCCUUACUGACACCAAAGCUGAUGGAUCAUAUGCUUGAAGGGAACAUUAAAACCGUUAUGAAGUGGCUACAGGAUGACAAGGUGUGUAGGAUCGGAAUUUAUGGUAUGGGAGGGGUAGGGAAAACUACCCUAAUAAUGCAUAUUCACAAUCGGCUAUUAGAAGGGAAAAUUUUUUUUCGUGAUGUGUGUUGGGUAACUAUAACUCAAAGUAGUACCAACGAGUUGCAAAACAAGAUUGCGAAAGCUGUGGGUCUAGAUCUCCCAAAUGACGAAAAUUGGAGGAGACGGGCAGCUGCACUGUCUAACAUGCUAUCCAGGAUCAGAAAAACGCUACUCAUCUUAGAUGACAUGUGGAACCAUUUUCCGUUGGAUGAAGUUGGUGUUCCUGUUGCAGGCAGUGGUUGCAAAAUUGUUAUCACAACUCGCAGUUUGGAUGUCUGUCGUAGAAUGGAGUGCCAGAAAAUCCUCAAAAUAGAACCACUUUCUGAACGAGAUGCCUGGAAAUUGUUUUCAGGAAAUCUCGGGAAUUACCAGGAUCUUCCUGAUAGAUUGAUAGAAGUUGCAAAGUCUAUUGUAAAAGAAUGCGGUGGCUUACCCCUUGCGAUAAGGACCAUGGCUCGAAGCAUGAAUGGUGUGCUUUAUGUGAGCGAAUGGAAAAAUGCACUGCAAGAGCUCAAAAGACCUAUUAGAGGGCAAGAUGAUAUGAAAAAUGAGGUGUUUCCUAUUCUACAGUUCAGUUACUCUCGCUUGAAUGAUUUCAAGUUACAGAAGUGUUUCUUGAAUUGUCUUUUGUAUCCUGAAGAUACAAAGAUACACCGAGAUGAAUUAAUUAAUCUAUGGAUUGUAGAGGGAUUAUUGGAAGAGACCGAAAGCCGAGAAGAGCAAUUUCACGAGGGUCACACUAUCCUAAACAAACUCGAAAACUCAUGUUUACUAGAAGCAAAGAAUUAUAAUGAAAAAACAGGUGUAAAGAUGCAUGAUCUGAUAAGGGACAUGGCAAUAAAUAUAACAAAAGUUUCACCUCGGUUUAUGGUAAAUCCCGGAGCAGAACUGAUUGAAUUACCUCAUGAGAAACUGUGGCCGGAAGAUCUUGAAAAGGUUUCAUUUUUUCAUAAUCGAAUUAUAGAGAUUCCACAAGAAAUGUCACCUCGAUGCCCCAAUCUUUCGACUUUGUUUCUUCAAUACAAUCCCUUAGAGAGGAUUUCGGAUCCUUUUUUUAAACAGAUGAAGGCGCUCAAGAUUCUAAAUGUAUCUCAUACAAACAUCAAGAAGCUACCAGACAGUGUCUCAGACUUGGAGAAUCUUUCUGCACUUAUACUCCAAGGUUGUUGGAAUUUAAGCUGUGUACCCUCUCUGACCCGACUCCACAAAUUGAGAGAAUUAGAUAUGCGUCACACUAGAAUCAAAGAAGCACCAGAAGGAUUCGAUGUCCUCUCUAACCUUCGAUGCCUUGACUUGUCUGAAAUCAAAGAUCUUCGUAUGCCCUUAUGUAAAAUACUUCCAAAAUUUUCCCGCCUUCAGAAACUCAGACUUAGCCUAGCUAUAAUGGGGAAGGAUAUCACUAAUCUAAGGUAUUUAGAGAGAUUAGAGUGCUGGUUAGUAUUCAAUAUGAAUGAAUGGAAAAAAUUCAUUGAAAUUCGGCAUCACUGGAAAAUAAACUGCUAUAAAUUCUUUCUAAGGGGAACGAGAUGGGGAUGUAACGACAGGUACGACCAACUUCUGAACAACUUCUGCAACGGCUCAAAAAGAGUUUUGUUGGUGUCUAAGAGUAUCUUUGAUGGAAGAAAUGAUCUAAAGUUCCCAAAAAACAUCCAAUUCCUGGGAAUCAAUCAAUGUGAUUUCCAAGUAAAAGGCCUGAUUGAUGCUUUUCCCUACUUUCAUAAUGCUACAGAAUUGAAGGUAUGUGAGAUCAACAAAUGUGAAGGGAUAGAGUACAUAUGGUCACCGCCACCAGCAUCCUCGGUAAUAACGCCACCAUUUACUUUUUCUCAUUUCAAGAAGAUUCACAUCCGUAGUUGUUCAAAUAUCAAGAAACUUUUUCCGCUAGCAUUAAUACAACAAAAACUACUCCCAAACCUGCUCGAGAUUGAACUUGUAAACUGUCCUCACAUGACGGAAAUUAUAGCACUCAAUGAAGGCCAAGGAAGUACAAGGGAUUAUGAAGAUGCCCUCCUUACACUCCCACAUUUGAAAUCUAUAACGUUAAUUAACAUGCCGAAUUUAGAAAGCAUUUGCAGAGGAUUACUACAGUGUAAUUCUCUGGUCAAGGUAAAUAAGGAGAAUUGUCCUAUGUUGAACAUGAUCCCAAUAUCUUUGCCCGUGAUUUGUGAUUCUUCCGAGGGAACUCUCCGACAAGUUGCUGGAUUAAGUAUGCAAUGGUGGGCUUCACUAGAUAAAGACUAUCCUAAAGUAGUAACUGAAAUUAGACGUCUUUUGAAUAAGCGCAAGCUUCUGUAAGUUCAUUUGUAUGACCAUCUUUUUUAAAAGCUUGUUAGGCCUUGUGGCGUAUAAAAGCUAGCUUGCUGAGCUUUAAUCAAUUGAUUAAUACUGUUGCUUACUAGGACUAGUCUUCUGAUUGUACUAUAUUAUUUUUUUUUUGGAUUAUAGGUAGGCUAUGGGUAGGAUAAGGCUAGGUGAAAAUCGAUUUCAAGACUUUGGCUGAAGAAGGAUGCUUGCUCUAUUUGAGACAAGAACCGAUUCACAUACUUUAUUAUUUAAUACUCCCUCCGAACCAAUUUAGAUGUCCCAUUUGCUUGGACUCGGUUAUUAAGGAUGGUGUGGGGUCCAUUAAAAAGGAUAAGUAGUAAAGGGUAAAUAGUGAAGGGUAAAUAGUGAAGGGUAGUUGGGUAAGUAAGGUAUAUGGGGGUAUAUUCGUAAUUACUUGUGUGAACUAAGGAUAUUUAGGUAAAACAAGAUUGACAAAAAUAGAAAUGAGACAACUAAAAAGACUUUGCCAAAUAAGGAAAUGGGACAA